Cucumis sativus (cucumber) is the source of this 1506-nucleotide messenger RNA. Its product is annotated as exopolygalacturonase-like. Lineage: Eukaryota; Viridiplantae; Streptophyta; Magnoliopsida; Cucurbitales; Cucurbitaceae. Gene Ontology annotation, molecular function: polygalacturonase activity. The record is from RefSeq and is a predicted model, not a curated record. The transcript has 6 exons. Gene Ontology annotation, biological process: carbohydrate metabolic process. Bases 1 to 1506 code for a protein of 501 amino acids.
AUGUGUGCAAAGGUUGUAGCCAUUUUCGAUGACACCACCGGCACUCAAAAUCUUCUCAACGGGAUCGUACCAACAGUAAAUGAGCAGUUUCUUCGUCCGUUUCUUCGUUCUGCAGAAGCACCCCGGUGUCUUGGCAUCAGCACAGUGAAUGACAUUAAGACAAAUGUUAACCUAAAUGAGAAUGUAUUUGCUUGCCAAUGUUGUGCUGUCAUUUUCGAUGACGUCACCGGCACUCAAAAUCUUCUCAAGGGGAUCGUACCAAAAGCAAAUAAGCAGUUUCUUCGUCCUGCAGAAGCACCCCGACAUCUUGGCUUCAGUACUCUUCCCAACAUUGGCGGCACGGUGAAUGACAUUAAGGCAAAUGUUGAUCUAAAUGAGAAUGGUGGGUCAGUUUUUGAUGUUACAAAACAUGGAGCUAAAGGUGAUGGAGAGACUGAUGAUGCACAUGCAUUCAUGACAACAUGGAUUGCAGCUUGUCGGAACACAGUCGGUCCGACGAAGUUCUUGAUCCCACAAGGCACAUUUCUGGUGGGUCCGGUGACUUUCGCCGGUCCGUGCAAAAGCUUUCCGAUCACCCUCGAAAAUCAAGGAACUGUAAAGGCCACCACCGAUAUUAGUGCAUACUCAUCUCCAGAAUGGUUCUCCCUUGAAGAUAUUACUGGUUUCAUCCUCACCGGCUCCGGCGUCUUUGACGGCCAAGGCCUCUCCGUUUGGGCCUACAACGACUGCAAGAAAAACAACUUAUGCCAACCUCUUCCAAUCUCCAUUAAAUUCACGAGAUUAAAUCACACGAUUGUUGAUGGGCUCACUUCGAUAAACAGCAUGGGGUUUCACACAUCUGUAUUCUACUGCUACAAUUUCACCGCUACUAACAUGAAAAUUAUAGCUCCACAUAAUAGUCCCAACACCGAUGGAAUGCACCUUAGCACCUCAAAAUUGGUCACCAUUGCCAACAGUAUCAUUGGCACCGGUGAUGAUUGUGUCUCCAUUGGCCACAGUACUGAGAAUAUCACUAUCACCAACGUCACUUGCGGCCCUGGACAUGGCCUUAGUGUGGGCAGCUUGGGCAAGUACUCGAAAGAAAAGGGUGUCUACGACGUUCUAGUAAAAAACUGCACCAUUUUCAAUGCCACCAAUGGUGCCAGAAUCAAGACUUGGGCUAGUCCUAUCUCGGGGUUAGCCUCGAGAAUUAUCUUUGAAGACAUUGUAAUGUACGGCGUAAAAAAUCCUAUAAUUAUCGAUCAAACCUACGGCACUAAGAAGAGUGAGGAAUCAAAUUGGAAGGUUAGCAACGUACAGUUCAAGAACAUUCGGGGAACAUCGACAACGAAUGUGGCAGUGUUGUUGGAGUGCAGCAAGUUGUUUCCAUGCGAGGGGGUGGAGUUGAGGGACAUUAACUUGAGUUAUGGUGGCUCCAACUUGAGAAAUUCAACCAUUGUUUCUUCAUGUUCGAAUGCAAAGAUUGCUACUUUUGGGGUUCAAAACCCACCACCUUGUGUUGUAUAA